This is a messenger RNA of Zerene cesonia (dogface butterfly), 3410 nucleotides long. RefSeq names its product V-type proton ATPase 116 kDa subunit a1 (gene Vha100-1). Bases 196 to 2712 code for a protein of 838 amino acids. NCBI's taxonomy places the organism in Eukaryota, Metazoa, Arthropoda, Insecta, Lepidoptera, Pieridae. The transcript has 18 exons. Gene Ontology annotation, biological process: vacuolar acidification; proton transmembrane transport. Gene Ontology annotation, cellular component: vacuolar proton-transporting V-type ATPase, V0 domain; plasma membrane; vacuolar proton-transporting V-type ATPase complex. Gene Ontology annotation, molecular function: proton-transporting ATPase activity, rotational mechanism; ATPase binding. The record is from RefSeq and is a predicted model, not a curated record.
UGAUAGCAACACUUGCCGCGAAUGCGCUUUUACGUGCGCAUGUCGAGAUAUUGUAAUCUUUAUUUUCAUUCCUAGUAUUGAUUUUCUCAUUACUCCUGUUUCGUCGCUGUCGAAGUCCGUUCGUACACGGAUGCGGCGGAGCUCCGUCGUUGAAUUUUAUUUUUUUAGUGCAGUGUUGAACGAAAUCCACUAAAGAUGGGUUCGUUGUUCCGCAGCGAGGAAAUGACUUUAUGUCAGCUUUUCCUGCAAAGUGAAGCGGCAUAUGCAUGCGUGUCUGAGCUUGGAGAACUAGGACUUGUCCAAUUUCGCGACUUGAAUCCAGACGUCAAUGCAUUCCAACGUAAAUUCGUCAAUGAGGUCCGGAGGUGCGAUGAAAUGGAGCGCAAGCUUCGCUACCUCGAGAAGGAAAUUCGCCGCGACGGAAUCCCCAUGUUGGAGAUACCUGGCGAGUGCCCCGAGGCACCACAGCCCCGAGAGAUGAUUGAUCUUGAGGCCACAUUUGAGAAAUUGGAAAACGAGUUGCGCGAAGUGAACCAGAACGCCGAAGCAUUGAAGAGAAACUACCUCGAGCUCACUGAACUCAAACAUAUACUCAGAAAGACACAAGUAUUCUUCGACGAGAUGGCGGACCCUUCGCGCGAGGAGGAGCAAGUGACCCUGCUCGGGGAGGAGGGCCUCAUGGCGGGAGGGCAAGCGCUCAAGUUGGGUUUCGUCGCCGGCGUUAUCCUCAGGGAGCGAAUCCCGGCAUUCGAGAGGAUGCUAUGGAGGGCCUGCAGAGGCAAUGUGUUCUUGAGGCAAGCUGAGAUUGACACACCAUUGGAGGACCCUUCAUCGUCGGACCAAGUAUACAAGUCGGUGUUCAUCAUAUUCUUCCAAGGGGACCAGCUGAAGACGCGCGUCAAAAAGAUAUGCGAAGGCUUCCGCGCCACCCUGUACCCGUGCCCCGAGGCGCCCGCCGACCGCCGGGAAAUGGCGAUGGGCGUUAUGACCAGGAUCGAGGAUUUGAAUACCGUUCUCGGCCAAACCCAAGACCACCGGCAUCGCGUGCUAGUCGCCGCCGCUAAGAACAUAAAGAAUUGGUUCGUCAAAGUGCGCAAGAUUAAGGCGAUCUAUCACACGCUGAACCUGUUCAAUCUGGAUGUGACGCAGAAGUGUUUGAUCGCCGAGUGCUGGGUGCCAGUACUGGACAUGGAGACGAUACAGCUCGCUUUGAGGAGGGGCACGGAACGCAGCGGCAGUUCAGUGCCGCCGAUCCUGAACCGCAUGGAGACGCUGGAGGACCCGCCCACGUACAACCGCACCAACAAGUUCACGGGCGCCUUUCAGAAUUUGAUUAACGCGUACGGUGUCGCCACCUACAGGGAGGUCAAUCCUGCGCCGUACACGAUAAUAACGUUCCCGUUUCUGUUCGCGGUGAUGUUCGGCGACCUCGGGCACGGCGCGCUGAUGGCCGCCUUCGGCUUCUGGAUGUGCUACAAGGAGAAGCCGCUGCAGGCCAAGAAGAUCGACAGCGAGAUAUGGAACAUAUUCUUCGGCGGGCGCUACAUCAUCUUCCUGAUGGGCCUGUUCUCCAUGUACACGGGGCUGAUAUACAACGACAUAUUCAGCAAGAGCCUCAACAUAUUCGGCUCGUCGUGGCGGAACAACUACAACGUGAGCACGCUGCGCGAGAACAGGAUGCUGCAGCUGAACCCGGACUCGGACGACUACAUACAGACGCCCUACCCGUUCGGCAUCGACCCCGUGUGGCAGUUGGCUGAAGCGAACAAAAUUAUUUUCAUGAACGCGUACAAAAUGAAAAUCUCCAUCAUCAUCGGUGUGUUCCACAUGUUGUUUGGUGUCUGUCUGUCACUCUGGAACCACAUCUACUUCAAGCGGCGCAUCAGCAUCUACGUGGAGUUCGUGCCGCAGAUAGUGUUCCUCACGCUGCUGUUCUUCUACAUGGUGCUGCUGAUGUUCAUCAAGUGGACCAGCUACGGGGCCACGCCGGGGCACUUUGGCAGCGAUGACCCAGAGAUCGUGAAGUCGAGCGCGUACUGCGCGCCGUCGAUCCUGAUCACGUUCAUCAACAUGAUGCUGUUCAAGACGGACGCCAACCCGCGGCCGCAGUGCGAGGAGACCAUGUUCGCCGGCCAGCUCGUCUUCCAGAAGUUAUUCGUGAUCGUGGCCCUUUUAUGCGUCCCCGUGUUGUUGUUCGGAAAACCCUAUUUCGUCAUGAAGGAGCAAAAAGAGAGAGCCAGCCAAGGCGCACAGCCCUUAGAAGCGGCGGCCGAGAACGGCAGCGCAGGCGGCGCUCCGGUGCCGGCCUCGCAGCAUCACGAUGAAGACAUCACCGAGGUGUUCAUUCACCAGGCGAUCCACACCAUCGAGUACGUACUCAGCAGCGUGUCGCACACGGCCUCGUACUUGCGGCUGUGGGCGCUGUCGCUCGCGCACGCGCAGCUCGCCGAGGUCGCCUGGAACAUGCUGCUGCGGAAGGGCCUGAUGUCGUUGGGCUACGAGGGCGGCGUGUUCCUGUACGUGGUGUUCGCGGGCUGGGCAGCCAUCUCCAUCUCCAUCCUCGUGCUCAUGGAGGGGCUCUCCGCCUUCCUGCACACGCUGCGUCUGCACUGGGUGGAGUUCCAAAGCAAGUUCUAUGCGGGUGAAGGUUACUUGUUCCAGCCUUUCUCGUUCGAAGUGAUCCUUGACUCGGCCGGACAGACCGAGGAGUAAAUGAAAUGAAUUAGAAGCAUUUCGCAUGUGAAUUAAAUCAACUUUGCCGUAGCAUUUUUCUUUUUUCAUUAUGAUUUUAUAAUUCGGAUGCAUUACAGAAAAACAUCUUACUGUUUUCUUUAAAAAUAUCUUGAUACUUUUUUUUUUAUUGUAUUUUUUCUAAUAUUUUCUCUUAAACUAUACUUUUAUUUAAAAUAUGUUAUGGUAAAGUUGGCUUAAACGUAGGAAUUACUGCUUUAAGGCAUUAGGAAGUUAUUUAUUCCUAUAUAAUAAAUGUUACAUGUUCUUAAAGUGAAUUUUUAUCUGAAUUAUAUGUCUUUCCCUACUUGAACUAGAUUUGAGUCUUCAAAUAAAUAAAUGUUAAAUGUAUUUCAUAUAGGUAUGUCUCUUUCUGUCUUUAGUAAUGCAUGUGUUAGAAAGAGAGAAAUAUAUGUUAUUUCAAAUAGACUCGUACUAUUGCUAGUAGCAAAAAGUAGUUAUUUGUAUCUAUCGUGAGAUUUUACCCAAUGUCUUUAUUUUUAAUCAUUUUUUAUAACAUUUUUAUAAGUGAAAUGUACUUAAAUCUGAUUUUUUUUUAACCCGAGGCUCUCUUACAUAGUUAUAUCAUUCCAGUACAAUUCAGUGAAUAUAUAAUCGAUGUUAAUCAGCUUUUAUUAGGGAAAUGUUGAAUCAGAAAUAAAUAUUAUUUGUAGCUUAAA